Molecule: messenger RNA, 2377 nt
Organism: Episyrphus balteatus (marmalade hoverfly)
Lineage: Eukaryota; Metazoa; Arthropoda; Insecta; Diptera; Syrphidae
Product: disks large-associated protein 1-like
Exons: 2
Coding region: 793-1842 (349 amino acids)
Biological process (GO): signaling
Cellular component (GO): glutamatergic synapse; postsynaptic specialization
Molecular function (GO): molecular adaptor activity
Source: RefSeq, a predicted model, not a curated record
AUUUGUGCUUGCUGUUGUGUGUGAGUUGAAAAUUAAAAGCGAAACUGUUAAGAUACCAGACGCGCAGACAGUCCAAUUGCAUUUUUGUUUUAUUUAAAAAUAUUUUGAUGUCAAUUGAGUUUUUAUUUUCUGUUUUUUUUUGUUGAUUUCGACGACUAUACGAUUCACGCCUAAACGCCCUUAAAAUUUUCUAAUUAUAAAUAUAGAAGACAUUUACCACCUCCUCCCUUGUGGUUGGUUUAUUUCUUUUUUUUGUUGUUGUUGAGGUGUUUUUGAGUAUGCUACCAUACCCAAGAUCCCAAGUUAAAUUUUUUGUCUAAUUAGAUCUUGAUAACUUUACAUCCAAGCUGCAGCUGGUAUUCUUCUAGUAAUAAAAACGACAACAUAAUAAAAAAAGGGGGACUCUAUUUCGGAUUUUUUUAUUUGUGGUUUCUCAAGUUUUUUUUUAUUGUGAGAAGAAAAUAAAAUUUAAUUAAUUAAAAGAAAAACCACAAAACACUGCGUGAGAGCUACUUUUGUAACAAUUGAACAAAAGAAGAAUAAUAAAACUAAAAAAAACUCACGUAAAAUCUUGAAAUACAUAAUUGCAUUGACAAAAUUAAGACAAACAAAAAAAAUCUUACAAAAAUUAGCCAUAAAGCGGCAGUGACUGAAUUUUUGUUUAUACCGUUAGAAGACGAAGAGUGUUAAAAAGAACAUUACUUUUUUUAAGUGCAACAACUCGUUUUUCCAUAUUUGUUGUAAUAAAAGAGUACAAUUGGAGCCGCAUUGCGACAAGCUAACGGCCCCAAUAUGCAACACCCUGCAAUGCAAACAAAUCUAACGGAGUCGCCAUUUACAGCGCAAAUAAUAAUGGCAGAAGACGAAUCCGGAAUGCGGUCGAAAUUAAAUGAUAAACCAACAACAAACACAAUUAUAAAACAAAUGACAAAAAACCAACUGAUGUUGUCGCCGCCGCCAACACAAAUGGCGCAUGACCUUAAUGAGCCAAAAAAUUCAGAAAAAAUCCCCAGCAUUGUGACGACGACGGCAAGAAAUACAAAUUCAGACAGCAGCAGAAUGCCACAUUCGCCUGAGAAUGGCGACGAUGCUAUCGACUGUGCUAUAGCAGCAGCUGUGCAAAAAGACAAUCACCAUGAACUUAUUUCCGUAGCAAACGGAUCACAAGCGACGAAAAACUAUGAAAACGGCUGCCUACAAUCGUCGACACCUACUUCGGCUUACCACAAAGAUGGACACUACUUCCUCAAGCUGCUACAGAGUGAAAAAUCUCGUUUGCUAACUAUGGCCGACCAAGCGGAGCGUGACAUGUGCGUCUUAACAACAAAUUCGAGUGCAAACAAUGAGAUUUCUGACGAGAUAUUUGGCAUCCUACGGUCCGUUUCGGGUAAAACAAAACUUUUGGUAUCACAAAAGUUUAAACAAUUUGAAGGUUUAUGUCAUAGUAAUUUGAAUCCCACACCCGAUGAGAAAUUCCCAACAACCACUGAAGAUUUAUUAGGUUUCUGGGACAUGGUAAACCUUCAGAUCGAGCACAUUGACUCAUUGUUUAAAGAACUUGACCUUAUCAAAGCCAAUAAUUGGCAACCAACCAAAGAUCCCGCCUCUCCGUUUGUGCCAACUGGGUCAAGGGUCUUGAAGAAAUCAUCUCUUAAGAAUAGCAAUAACAAUAACAUUACUCCAAUUAAGACAUCGCCAAAUGCUCUGCUGAUGGCACAGAAACGCGAUAUGCAACGUAAACAGUUGCUUGAGAUGAAGCGAAAAAAUAAGAGUGCAGCAGCCACAGAUAAGGGACCUGUUUCCAGUCCCAUUGAAAUAUAUGUUACGGAAAAUGUUGUUUGAUAAUCAAAACACACAUACACCCAAAUACAUGCCACACACAUGCACCGCGAAGUACUUUUAGUAGAGGCUGGCACUUGAAACUGAUAUUACUCAUAAAUGUUUUUAUUUUUUUUUUUUUGAAACAAGACGAUAUAUUCACUUGGUUAACAGCUGCAUCUUUUACUUCAUACAAUUUAUUUCGAAAUAUUUAUAUUAACUGUUUCAAUUUCACAACAAUUGAGAAUUUAAACAAAAAAUUAAAAUAAUCAUAAAAAAAUAACUUCUGAGAAGGAAAACAAAAUUGUGUAUAAUAUUUUCAUCACCGAAGCAAGACUGUUUUUGUUUUCUAUUUCUUUUUUUUGUACAAAUUAUAUUAAAAUUAUUUUACAAACAAAAAUUGGCCUUAAAUUUUUAACUUUAAUUGUUUAUUAUGCCAAAUCGUAACUGAUGUGUGUCAAUUUUUUUUUUCAAUUUUUUUGUAACAAUGUGACAAUGACGGUAUUAAUCAUGGAAAAAAAAUACAAGCAAUUCAAAGACUUAAACACUUAUAAUUAAC